Molecule: messenger RNA, 6677 nt
Organism: Nasonia vitripennis (jewel wasp)
Lineage: Eukaryota; Metazoa; Arthropoda; Insecta; Hymenoptera; Pteromalidae
Product: RNA polymerase II degradation factor 1
Exons: 15
Coding region: 259-3030 (923 amino acids)
Biological process (GO): negative regulation of centriole replication
Molecular function (GO): microtubule binding
Source: RefSeq, a predicted model, not a curated record
UUCAAUUCUCGAUUGUGUGUCAGCAGCACAGCCAGAGCAGCUGCAUCAGUCGCUCUCGCAUCAGGUGCGUGUUGUAUCCAUCCCUCGUCUCGCGCGCGCGCCUCUAGUUCGUCCGAGCCUGUGUAAUAGAACAACGAUAAACAUUCUAUAUCGUUAUUAAAUUGUAAAAGUGAAGUAUACGCGCAAAGUGAUCGGGUGGGGUGGGGGGGGGGGGACAAAAAGUAAAUAUAGAACACUCUCGUCAGUGGGGGCCCGAGGAUGCCCGCCAACAAGUCGAACCACAGCACGCCCAGCAAGGAGAACAACAACAACAACAACAACGGCAAGCAGCCUAUAAACGGGCGGAAGAAACGCUCGGCUAACCUCAAGCACAAGAAACACUCGAGGACCUAUCUCCAGCAGUACUCAGUAGCGGCGACAUCAGCAGUAGCGACAGAGCCACGGAGUCAGCAUCGGGUCGUUUCUCGUCGAGGAAGCCUCGUCAUGAUCGGCUCUUUUUGGAACCUCUGCCGCGCGUGCCCCGCCAUGCCGAUAGACAAGCUCCACUCGGAGUACAGGAGCACGUACACGUGGCACGAGUACACGGGGCCGAAUCAGGAGCACACCGUGGUGCGAAGGGCACCUCAGGCACCGCCGACGAAAGACGCGGGGGGCGCAAAACUGCAAUCAGCCAAGUCCAUCGAGGAUGAAAAUAACGAAGGGACGAGUCUGGAGCCGCCACUGCCAAGGCGGAAGAAGUGCCCGGAGCUGGCUUACAGAACGCACGAGUUCAUAUCGUCAGCCGCUCAGCAACAUGCCAAUAUCCAGGCGGCCGAUGGAGGCGGCCUCGUGGGCGGCGGCGGCGGUGGUGGGAUCGAUGCCCUCGACUCCAAUGUCGUAGCUGACAAAGUUAGAGAGGUGACGAAGACACUGCCAGCCUCGCAGUUGAGCAAAGCGAUAACCCGGAUAAGCACCGAGUACAGAUUGCAGUUCGCUUGGCCGCGUCGGCAGCAGCACCAGCUGACAAACGGCGAGAUAAUAGCCCACAGCAAGGACGAAGCUCUGAGCAACGAGCAACAGCAGGUGCCCAGGAAGUCCCUGAGUAUGGGUGCGCUGAAGCAGGGCUCGAUCAUGGCCGCGGCGCCGGCGCCCGUCCACAAGAAGCGCCAGCACGCCGCGAUCGAUCACAGACGGGACGGCGUGCAGGCUUCGGAACUGGAGCCGCUGGUGCGGAUGGACGGCGCGCUUCCGGAGGCCGACGAGCAGGACGAGCUCGACGCGGUGGAGCUGAAGCUGACGCUGAAGAAGUCCGGCAACCGAGCCGUCAGGAUAGCCGAGCAGCCGGGAGGACCUAUCGGCGGCGAGUUCAGGAAGACUCAGGAGAGGCCCUUCUCCGCCACGGAAGUGAUCGAGCUCAGACGCGAGCUCAAGCGACUCGCCGACGAGUACAAGCACCGCGACUGGGGCGGCGGAAUGGCGACCGAGGACGAGGCGACGCUGUGGAAGCGCGUGUCGAACAAUCAUGCGCUGAACGCGCUGUCGCUGGCCAGGUCGGCCACCAAAGAGGAGAAGGAGAAGGAGAACACGAGAAAGGUCGGCCCAGCCGCGGCUGUCCAGGCAGCUCAAGUCGCACCGGCCGGCAGGCCGUCCUCGGUGCAGGCACACGCACGACCGCUGCACCAGACGCUCACCGCUGAGGACGUCAAAGCCGAGGACAACAGAGCCGCGCUAGCCCGGCUCGCUCGCAAGGACUUUUUCAUACGCCAUCAUCUCGACCGGACGACGGGUGCUGCUGACGGUGCACUGCUCCCCUCUCCGACGAGAGAGAAGCUGGAGCCCGUGAUGCCCCGGCGCCGAGACGAGAACCAGCAGCAGACGGAUACUCAGCCGCGCUCGAAGCCCAGCCCGAAGAACAGUCCGCGCAGCGCGCGUUCCCAGAGCGUCGGGCCCAGCGUCGUUGAGCGUCGCUCGCCCAAACGUCAUCCUCAGCGUCCGCCAUCCGUUGCUAAGGAUCUCAAGGAGAAGGAGAAGGACAAGGAGAUGAGGGAAAAGAGCUCCGAGCGCGAAAGGCAUCCCCGACCGAGCGCAGUCUCGCGUUGGAAGACGAAUCGAGCGUCGUCGUCCGCAAGCACCGGCCCGAGAUCGAGAAGCGAGUCGACGACUCGUCUGCGCAGAAGACCCUAUUCUACUGCAUCGACGGCUUCAUCCAAACCCUUCCUCGCAACCAAUGCUCCUCCCCAUCGCCCUGCUCAUCAUGCAAAGCCCAUCAGUACAUUAGCGGGUAGCGCGAACUUAGCCGCCGCCGCCGCCGCCUCUCAGACGAGUACCUCCGCGAACGCGAAGUCAGCACAGUCACUAAACGCACAACAAAACGCGCGACAGUCGAUCAGCCGCGUGCAGCCAGCCGCCAGCGCUGCUACUAAGCAGGCGCAGCGUCAACCUGCUGCCUACUCCAAAACGCCCCUAAGGCAGCCGCAGCCGCAGCCUACUAGUCAAGCCGGCCAAGCUACUCUGGCGGCUCGUUCCAGCGGAGUCAGCAGCAGCAGCAGCGAACGGCGUCAGCGGCGUCCAGUCUCCGCACCAGCAGGUAUCCCAGGCAGUCGAGUCACCGCAUCCACCGCAGCCUGGGUGGAUAGACGACGAGCCUGUGGUAAAGAGCCCGCCGGAACCGACGCGCGUCAAGUCACCAGAACAGAUGAUAAUGCGCUCGCCCGAGCCCGUCAACUGGACCGUACCCCUCGACACCGGCAAGACCUUCACUGUCACUCAAAACGUCCGGGAGGGCGAGCCGCCGACGCGAGCGCACAGCGAAGCAAGGAGUUGGGCCGGAUUGGGUCCGCAGUCCGCGGCCCCGGAUCUGCAAAAGCAGUUAAAACUGACGGAGCACAAACAGCAGCAGCAGCAGCAGCAGCAACAACAGCAGUCGGGCUACAAGUCGCCGGAGAGCGAGAGCGUCUCGCUGGGCAGCUUCAGCGGGACCAACGGCCACAAGGAACAGGAGGACUCGCUGGCCGAGAGGGACAGCCCGCUGGCAACGAUAGUCAAGGAUGAGAUGUCGCAGGAAGCACCGCACUGUCUGGAAGAGCCGGUCUUUGAAUUCGAAUCCAAAACCAAGAUGGAGGGCAGCGACGCAGGGACUGCGUCACAGCCAGCAGCAGCAACAGCAGCAGUUCCACAGGAGCAACACGCUACCGAUCUCCUCGAGAAGGCGCGCAAUCGCUUCGACAAAUUCUGGGGCUCCGGAAAAGGCUCAGAGCAAUAAUAAAACCAGCUCCUACUCCUCCUCCUCCUAAACUCUCUCUCUCUCACUAUCUCACUACUAUCUCUCACUCUCUACUACUGUUCCCGCCCCCCAAGUCCCCCUUCGCCCCGCGACCCACUCAGUGGUCCCUCUUUAUUGCCGAUCUACGAGUAACGAAACACCACUGACGAUUUAAAAUGAUGAUGAUGAUGAUGAUGAUGAUGAAAAAAAAUUAAUAAUAUUACAUCCACGAGAGCACGCUCCAUCCAGUUAUCCACACGUCCAUAAAAGCGUUCAAGCAAAUAUUACAAAACAGCCAAACGUAGAUCAUGAGCCAGCGAUUACAAACAAUACACACAACAAGAGACAAGACUCUGAUUAUUCUUAUCUUAUAUUAAUUCAUUGAUUAAUUAUUAUUAUCGUUAUUGCUAUUAUUGAUAUUAUUAUUAAUAUCAUUGUUAUAUGGUUACGAUUAUACUUAUAUAUACUGUUUAUUGCUAUUGAUUAUUAUUUUAACGGAACGACAUUCCGACACGGACUUUUAAAAUAUUUAAUCCGGCUCUCGCUCGAAAGUUACGCGCUCGAUGUUUAUAUAAUCAAAUCGACAAAAUCAUGAACAAAAUGUAGACUCUAACCGUACCGACAAAAUCAAAGCGAACAAAAAUUACGAAAAAAAAAAACUUUAAAAAAAACUGAACGGAAGACUUUCGAGCCAAGUGCCUGGAGCUGCCCCGAGAGCUUUCGGCGCUCUUACUCUCUUCUUCGUUUUAUAUACGUAGACUUAUACUCUUGCGCUUUUGCUUGUGAAUGAUUUUCUUAAUUUACGUUUUUGUACAUUCCUCUUUCUUUACCUAACUGUGACCGUCAUCACUGUCCUCUAGAAUUUUCUCGCGAACAUUUUGUAUCUCGCGAGCCUACACUGCCCGUUCGAACUUUGUGAAGUAAAACAACCAUGCUUUCGUUCGAUUCCGGACACUCUUGGAUUUUAUCGUUUUGAUACUUGACGGCGUGCUCUUUGUAUACGCGAAACUUAGCUUUUUUACUCGAAUGCGAUUUUGAGAUUGUACGACGACUCGGGCCUACAGAAUUGAAUGACAAUUCAGACAGCUGCAGCGCUGAGGGUGAUUCCUUUUCUUUCGAGUUUCACACACGGCAAGUUCGAGGCGUUUUCGUCGGCGGCGAUUUCGAAAAAGUCAACUAGCUGAAAACAGCUAUUAUAAAGCCUCUGUACGAUUAACUGCUCACGGAUACAUACGCAAUAAUUUGAUUGUCUUCCAGUAUUUUUUUAACCACGUAACGAUUAAAAAAUAAAUUUCGUCCAUGAUGAGUGAAUUUCGUGAGCGAGGAGAGCGCCUUCGAACUUGCGAUUUCGUUCUCUAGUCAGAAGUGAAGGGGAGGCUUGAUAUGCGUUCGAAUCGAGUGACUCGAUGAGAAACCGUCUGUUCAACGUACGCGAUACACGUUAUAUGAUUUUCCGCGUGCGUAAGUCGGAACCAAAAACGAAAAAUCAACAAGUCACGGAAAGAAGAGAUUAAGAGCGCAAUAACUAGAGUGUUAGAGGGCCACGUAAGAUUUGGCUGUGUAGAAAUGCCCGGGUAAAACUUAAAAUACCAAACCAAAGAAACAAAGUGUGAUGCAACCGUUAUUAUAAUCGUUAAGAGAAUAAAACUAACAGUACACAAACGUGGGAGAUAAAAAACCAUAGUAAAACCAAAAAAAAGCAUCAUGUGCGAGGUGGCGCGUGUGUGUCCGAAUAAAAAGAAAACAAAACGAGAGGAGAAUAAAAGAGCGACGCGUUUUGUAUCCACGAAUUCAAACGAAGCGAGAAGAGAGAGAGAGAGAGAGAGAGGGAUCGAAAACUGAUUAAAAGACGCGCGAGGGAGAGAAUUCACGACAAAUUGAUAUAUAUGUGCAGCUGUGUAUGUCGAGAGAGGCGGAAAAAUAUGAAAGGAAACAGAAAAGAAGAGAAAAAUAAAAAAAGAGUCUGAGGCUACCCGGGAUUUCGUUUGCAUUCCCGCCUUAGUCUCUGCGCCUAAUUAUAAAUAGAUAGACCGCAUUAUAUUACCGUAUUACAAAUAUGUCGAUUAUAUAUGCGAGAUAUUAAUAAAUAUAUAUUAUAUAAUAUAUAAAGAGUGACGAGAGCGAGCAGAUUUGAGCAGACUUGAGAUGUGCGAGGGAUGAUGAUGAUGAUGAUGAUGAUGAGAACGCUGAGGAUUUAUAGCAUAUACGCAUACGAGCGCGCAUGAGCGGAAGCGUUUUGUCGUGUGCGCGUUCAACAAGUUUUUUUUUCGUUUCGUUCUUUCGACGCGAUAUAUCCAACAUACGUAGAUUAGACUCUGUAUUUACACUACUUCGAUGUGACUCAUUGUAACGAACGAAAGAAACAAAAAACGAAAAAAAAAAAACAAUUAAACCGGUGGGAACGAAUAUGAGAGAGAAAGAAAGCGCGUGAAGGUGGCACAACGAAAGGUUUGUUACGAAAAGCCUUUGUAUAUAUUACGAUAAUACGUGCGUGUGAUAAUGUGUGCGCGUAUAUCGGGGGGGUGGAGGAAAGUAACUUCAAAGCCGAGAUCACGAUUCGAUGUAGAGAGCAAGUGUGUUGUUGAGCCCUGUUCCCUCUUAUAGAGCGUAGUUGUCGUAGUAGACGGAAGGAGAGAAAGUUUGAUGUCUUGUAAAACGAUAUAAACAUUUUUUACGUAUAUAAAAACGAAAGCGAGCCGCGCGCGAGAAUUGGAUGGGUGACGUUUUGCGACCUGCCAAGAUAUACAAAUGAAUUUCUCAGAGAUUUGUUGCCUUUUGCUUUCGUUCGUUAAGUAUAGUACCUUUACUCGCGGCUGACUUAUAAACGAAUUUGAUGGUUUUUCGAAUUUCCGUCGGCAGUUGUUAUCUAUUCCAUGAUUUUUAUUGUAUAUAUGUGUGGCGAGAGUAUUAUUGACGAUAUAUUAUAGUAUAUGUAUUUUAUACGCUAAUUUUAACUAUGGUUGGAUAUUUUUCAAACCGCACCUCUUUUGAAGUAUCUCGCGUAUACGAGCAUUUUUCAAUAGAGAUUUUUACACACGAGAGACACGUGUAGCGUUGCGAUUUUUUUUUUUUUAUUAUUUCUACAGUGUGUAGUAGCGAUAUAUACGUAAUAACUGUCAUUCAUGAAGAUAUGACGAGACGAUGUACGCGAACGUUGUGUUGACGAUUGUUUAUCGAAUUUCCUAUAAAAGAAGAGAUGUAAAUAGUUAUAGUCAAGGCACUUGAGCUCGCGGUUGUCGGGGCGAUUAGCAAAGUUUAACGUGUAUAUAAUACAAACCGAUACGUACUGAAAGUAAAACGGAGUGAACCAGCUGAAAAACUAACGAAAGAAAGAAUCGAGUAUCGCGUCGAAGCGUCACCCAUUCGCGUGUCAGCCCCCCGUUUUCGAACACUGUAUCGUUAUAUGAUUUGUAGUGAAAUCGAAAAAAAAAAAAAA